AUGAAGUAUUACCUAGAAUACAUGUGCACAUGGUUCGACCUCUGUGACGCCCGCCGCCAUUUCGCCAUCGUCGUCCCCCAAAGAGCAAUAACCUGCCCGACCCUCCUCAACGCGAUCUUCGCCCUCUCCUCCCGCCACCUCAGCCUCCACGACCAAUACGACCCCUACGCCUCGGACCGCUACCACCAAGAAUGCCUCAAACAGCUCACCACCAUCUCCAACGACUCCUCCGCCCUCACGAAUGACGACCUCCUCGCCGCCACCAUCCUCCUCCGCACCCUCGAGGAGCUCGACGUGCCCCUGAUCGGCACCGACCACGAGGGCCACCUCCUGGGCAUCCAGCUCUUCAUGAACACCCAGAACGCGUCCUCCACGCCGCCGAGCCCCCUGCGGCAGGCCUCGUUCUGGGUCGGGCUCAGGCAGGAGAUCACGAUGGCGUUCGCCACGCAGCGUCCGAUCAAGGUCAAGGUGGACCACCUCUUCAUCGACCGCUCCUUCUCGCCGGCCGACGACGACUGCUGGGCGAACCGGAUUGUCGUGCACUGCGCCGAGGUGGUGCAGUUCUGCUUUGGCGAGGUCGAGAAUAGGAAGAGCGAGUAUCAGAGGCUUGUCGAGUAUGACCAUAACUGGUUGCGCGCGAGGCCGUUGUCGUGGCUGCCGAUUGCGUACAGCGAGCCGGAUCCCGCGGCGGACCAGGCGUUUCCCCGGAUCUUUUAUAUCAACCACGCUGUCGUAAUCGGAAACGUACACGGCACCCUAGCUCGAGCACUUCUGAUGUGUCACGACGAGAGCAUCCCUCGAAUAGGCCCCGGCCGAAGGAUAGCCAGACAGAAACUUGAUAACGACAUCAGAACGCAGGUCAGAGAACUCUGCGGCACAGCCCUCUCCAACAAGGACACCAUCCCAGCCAUGUUCACAGCCUGCAUGGGCGUAACGGCCUGCGGAGACAGAUUCACAGAUCACGCCGAACAAAAAGCUCUUCUCGAUAUCCUAGUCAAGACGGAUGUACAUCACAUGUGGCCGACGGCAUCGGCUCAGUCGCACCUGAAGCGGGCAUGGGGUUGGGAAGACGAUUCAUGA
Messenger RNA from Colletotrichum karsti, 1080 nucleotides. Its product is annotated as arca-like protein. The record is from RefSeq and is a predicted model, not a curated record. Gene Ontology annotation, molecular function: DNA-binding transcription factor activity; transcription cis-regulatory region binding. Gene Ontology annotation, cellular component: nucleus. The coding region runs from base 1 to 1080 and encodes 359 amino acids. The transcript has 4 exons. Gene Ontology annotation, biological process: positive regulation of transcription by RNA polymerase II. Lineage: Eukaryota; Fungi; Ascomycota; Sordariomycetes; Glomerellales; Glomerellaceae.